Molecule: messenger RNA, 1812 nt
Organism: Coregonus sp. 'balchen'
Lineage: Eukaryota; Metazoa; Chordata; Actinopteri; Salmoniformes; Salmonidae
Source: the annotation of a GenBank genome assembly
UCCACCCCCUGACCUGGUUCCUCAGUAUGAGUUCUUCUCCGCUGGGUUCCCGUGGCAACAUGGACAUUCUGGAGGAGCUGCAGCUGAUCGCAGCCCAGAACCUGGAGAGGCUAGAGAUCAACAAGUACUAUGAUGUCAUCAGGGAGCUGGGCAAGGGCACCUACGGCAAGGUAGACCUGGUCAUACACAAGAUCAGAGGUGAGGACACACAUGCACAUGCACACAUACACACACUAGACUUGAUCUUGAGGAUACACACAUUUAACAUGAUUAUUCACUAGUCCAUUAAACUACAGCUCAUAAAUCUACAGGAUUACGUGUAGCAUGAUCAACUAUAACAAUCAUUCAUCUCUCACAUGUUGUUAUCCCCCCAGGCACCAAGAUGGCCCUGAAGUUCCUGAGGAAGAAGACGACCAAGCUGAAGUCGUUCCUGAGGGAGUACAGCAUCUCUCUCUACCUCUCUCCCUGUCCCUUCAUCAUUAACAUGUUUGGGAUCGCCUUCGAGACUGAUGACUACUACGUGUUUGCCCAGGAGUAUGCCCUGGCUGGGGACCUCUUCGACAUCAUCCCUCCACAGGUACAAAGAGACAGAAAUACAGGGAUGCUUAUUUGGGAUGUUCUGUUAUAAUGGCUAUGUAGGUUAUGUUGUAAACAUGAAUUGGCUCUUAAUAAUGUUCAAUGACAGUUUAUAAUAGCUUUUUGUCACAUUGCUUGUAAGGUUCCAGGUUCCAGUGCUUCAUAACACAUUUAUAGUGGUUGUCAUUACAGACGUCUUUGAGGUUUAUAUUGUUUUCUAACCUCCUCCCCUCUCCAUCCAGGUUGGUCUCCCGGAGACGGUUGCUAAGCGCUGUGUGCACCAGAUUGCCAUCGCCCUGGACUACCUUCACUGUAAGAAGUUGGUGCACCGAGACAUCAAGCCUGAGAACAUCCUCAUCUUCGACCGCGAGUGCCGCAAGGUCAAAUUGUCCGACUUCGGCAUGACACGCUGCGCUGGCUCGCCGGUCAAACGUGUGAGUGGGUCAAAUCACAUGCAACUUUAUUUAAAAAUACAAAAGUAGCGAACUGUAUGGGAAAUAGGGUGUCGUUUGAGAUGCAGAAAUUACCAAGUAUGUCAUAAAAGAGACCAGACCUCAUGGGAGCCAACUUAAAUAAAGAAUGAAAUCUUCCUCAUCAAUAAACAAAUAUUAUUUAUUCCUCUCCUCCCAGGUGAGCGGUACCAUCCCGUACACGGCUCCGGAGCUGUGCGAUGCGUCUCGCCACGAGGGCUUCUGCGUGGACUACAGCACGGAUGUGUGGGCUUUUGGCGUCCUCCUCUUCUGCAUGCUGACCGGUAACUUCCCCUGGGAGAAGGCCCUUCCCUCCGACUCCUUUUACCAGGAGUUCACCCGCUGGCAGAGACACUGCACGGGCACCGUACCCUCGCAGUGGCGCCGCUUCACAGAGCAGGCCCUCCGCAUGUUCCGCAGGCUCCUCUCUGUAGAGCAGGGCAGACGCUGCUCCGUCAAAGAGGUGUUUGGCUACUUCAGCCACAGCUGGAUGCUGGAUGGAGACAGCAACGGGAAUGGAGGAGGGGGUGGAGAGAGAGAGAGGGAGAGAGGAGGAGGGGUGAGGGUGGAGGGGGAAGGGAGAAGUACGUCAUCCUCGUCUGGAGAGGACGAUGAAGACAUGCUGGUGGAGAGGAUGAAACAGCAGACUCUGUCUCCUCUCUCUCCUCUGUCUCCGGUGUCUGUGGAGAGGGGGACUGGGGGGACGAAGGCAGGGAUGAUGGAGUCAGGUGGAGGACACCAUUUUGUGUCUGUUUCCACCACCAGC